Aphanomyces astaci is the source of this 525-nucleotide messenger RNA. RefSeq lists its product as hypothetical. NCBI's taxonomy places the organism in Eukaryota, Oomycota, Saprolegniomycetes, Saprolegniales, Verrucalvaceae. The coding region runs from base 1 to 525 and encodes 174 amino acids. The record is from RefSeq and is a predicted model, not a curated record. The transcript has 4 exons.
AUGCCGAUUGACACAUUCCUCCUCGAGUCCAAGGGCGACUUGUCGUCGUCGUCCGUGUCUGCGUACAACACACCUUCAAAUGCAAGUCCGAACGAGUUUGAAACCCCGUCGCGACGAAGGAGCCUCGGGCUGCGAACCCCAUCGACCGUUCUCAGGCGAGAUGUCGAUCUCACGCAACGGAUCCCCGAUCUAAGCGGACACGGGAAGCUGUUCGUCAUGCUGGAUGAGUCCAACGCCACCCACAUGAACCUCGUGAUCAAGGACGGCGCGACCAAAAUGGAAACCCAGUCGGUUGCCUCGUAUGUACUUGGCAAUGUCAGCAUCACCACCGCCCAGUGGGAACGCAUCCAGGUGUUGGACUGGGAGGAUCUUCGCUACACGUGCCGGAACGUGCACAAGCGCAAGAGCGUGUGCGUCGUCCAAGGCGACUUCGUGCGGCCGCCGGACGAAGCGAACCUCGUGGACGCCACUGUCGUUUUCAUCAACAACAUGGAGUUCACGGACGUGCUGUCAUGCAGAAGUUGA